GUGGCCGAAGUGAACAGAAGGACAAGUGGCAAGGGAAACGAGUUUAAAGGGUAAGCUCACUCGAUCUUUGCUUUCUGUUUAGUUGUGGGUUUUAAUGCUUGAUUUUGAGAUUUGGUUGUUGCUGAAAUUGCACUUUGCAGAGGAGAAUAUACAAGGGCCGAGGAGGGAGGUUUGCAGCCAAGCUUGUCGAGGGUGUGAAAUUCUAAGGCAAUGCGCGUUCAGAGUUACGUGACUAAGCAAGGACUUUACUGAGUAAAAGGUCAGUGAGGUUCACCAACUCGACAGAUGUUUACCAAUGAUAGGAGGCAAGAAGAGCGAACUGGAAGAUAUGGUACGUCAAGGCUGCAAUACCUUCAGGAAGUGGUGACUCAAUUUCAGAGUACUACCAGUGAAGAAUCAAAAGAGAAGAUUGUUGCUAAUCUGGCCAACUUUGCUUAUGAUCCUUACAAUUAUACCUAUUUGCGCCAGCUCAAUGUGGUGGAACUUUUUCUGGACUGCAUAACAGAACCAAAUGAGAAGCUUGUGGAAUUUGGGGUAGGCGGAAUUUGCAAUUGUUGCCCUGAUCCAGCCAAUGCAGCAAUUGUCACCAAGAGUGGUGGGAUACCCCUUGUUAUUCAAUGUCUAUCAAGCCCUGUUAGAAACACCAUGAACUAUGCAAUUGGAUCACUUUAUUAUCUCUGCAACACAUCUAAUAAGGAAGAGAUUAUGAAGCCGGAAGUUGUUGACAUCAUGAAGAGAUAUGCUGCUGCUGAAGGAGCAAGUGUCAACUUCAGUAAUCUGGCCAAGGCAUUUUUGGACAAACAUGUUUCCGAAAAUGAACUUGGAGACAAUUGUAGGUCUGUGGUUAGAUGAAACUGUAUAUUAA
Messenger RNA from Fragaria vesca subsp. vesca, 865 nucleotides. Its product is annotated as armadillo repeat-containing protein 7-like. The record is from RefSeq and is a predicted model, not a curated record. The transcript is spliced from 2 exons. NCBI's taxonomy places the organism in Eukaryota, Viridiplantae, Streptophyta, Magnoliopsida, Rosales, Rosaceae. The coding region runs from base 286 to 852 and encodes 188 amino acids.